ACGCAUCCGUCCGGAAGUUGUCGCCCUAAGGUCCCCCGGAAGUAGCGCUGAGCAGUUGUUAGCAGCUAGCUUGCUUUGUGGACCGUCCGGUCGGAUCUCAGGCCAGUUUGGAUCAGCAGCUGCAGGAAUGGGUUCAGUUCUUCCUCUCAGAGACUUUAUCAGGCAGAGACUGGAUGCUGCUGCGGAGGAGAUCUUCUCCGAGGUGGAGAAAACCAUCAUCCGCCUGGAGGAGGAGCUGGCCGCCCAGAGCAAGCUGCUAGCUGUGUGCCUGAAGCCGCAGGUCAGGCUGCAGAGGCUCGGACUUCCUCCCAGACGAGUUUAUAAGGAAGAGGUUCUGACCGACUACGGGAGUCUCUGUGUUCAGGACAAGGUGGAACCAGAACCUCCACGCAUUAAAGAGGAGGAAGUGGAGCUGUAUCCCCCUGAGUUCACACAGAACCUCACAGAACGAGAACCUCCACGCAUUAAAGAGGAGGAAGUGGAGCUGUAUCCCCCUGACUUCACACAGAACCUCAAAGAACAAGAACCGCCACAGACCGAAGAGGCUCAGCAGCAGCCAGAACCUUUGCAGGGAGAAGAAGCUUUGGAUGAUCCAGAAUCUCCUCAGAAUGGAGAUGAACCGUGUGGACCAGAACCUCUGCAAAUGGACCAGACCCUGGCUGAGCCACACAGUCCGCAGAUCAUAGACGACCUGGACGAGUUAGGACCUUUUGACAUCGAAGAGGCCCUGUCAGAACCAGGAUGUCCACAGAUUAUAGACGACUUGGGCGAGUUGGAGUACCUGGACACCGAGGAGGACCUGGAGGAACCAGAACUCCUGGAACCAGAAGAUAAUCAGGAAUCAGAAGACCCAGAAUCUCCCCAGAAUAAAUCCAGAAAAUUGGAGUUCUGGACCCGACAUGACGAUGAGGGUCUGCUACUUAGGAAGGAGUUUGAUACCUUUGUGCCGCGACAUAGAGAGUCCAAUAGCGCAGAACCAUCAGGGAGUUCUGAAGACUACCUGGCAACCGUCCAAAUACCAGAACAGAACCAUGUUUAUCAGGAAGACGUUCCAACUGAGCCCGAAAAGUUCCUCAAUGUGGAUUCAAAGAAACCAGGGUCGCUCCAGAUUAAAGAAGAGCAGGAAGAAGUGGGCUCCAGUCUCGCUGGACAUAGACCAGAGACAGACUUCUUCAUGGUGACCGUUAACUAUGAUGAAGAGGAGCAGAGUGAACCAGAACCAAGCAGUUCCCAGCAGUCCGAAGACUCAAAUGAACCCAAACCCUUUGUUUGUAAGACCUGUGGCAAAAAGUUCUCUAACAUGUUGCUGCUACAAGACCACCGAGACACGCACCAGAACGAGAAGCCUUACUCCUGUGAGCUCUGUACGCGGCGCUUUGCCCGGAGGGACAGUGCCUUUCGCCAUAUGAUUACGCACACCGGUGAGAAGCCCUUCUCCUGUAAGAUCUGCGGGGAAAAGUUUGGCUUGAACAGUCACCUGGUGCGCCACCUGAGGCGGCACACGGGGGAGAAGCCUUUCUCCUGCCACAUCUGCAACAAGACCUUCAGACAGAGCAACACCCUGACCUGUCACGUCAGAACUCACACAGGGGAGAAGCCCUACCCCUGCAGUGUGUGUGGGAAGGGCUUCGUCAGGAGGAGCGCUUUGGACAUCCACAUGAGGAGUCACACGGGAGAGAAGCCGUAUACCUGCAAAGUGUGUCACAAAACCUUCACUGGAGGGACGGGGCUGAGCUUCCACAUGAGGACGCACACGGGGGAGAAGCCGUAUUCCUGCAAACUGUGUGGGAAAGCCUUCAGACAAUCCAGCCACUUGCUGUGCCACAAGAAGCACUCCCACAGGGUCUGACCUGCAGAGUGAAAACAUGUGGUUUUCUGAUCCUGUGCUGAAUGAGUUAAACUAAACUGGACCUUCAGGCGGUUCUUUUGGGCCAUUGAUACCAGGAGAACAUUGGACACUUCAUUAACCUACUGCAGGUGGCCCUUCUAUCAGUAGCAACAGCUUUAGCAUAUUUAACGCCACCUCAUGUAUGCCUGCUGAUGUUCAGAGGACAGCAAUACACAGUGGGACAUAUGGAAAGUGUUUAUCAUAUAGUGAUGUAGGAUCUACUUUGUUUUAGCUACUCAGAUGAAGUCUACUCUACUUGUGAUUAGAGGUGAGUAUUGGUAUGAGUGUUGCGAUUCGAUACAUGUCGCAAUACUUGGGUCACGAAACGAUAUUAUCACGAUAUUGCAGUAUCACUAUAUAUUUCCAUAUUUUCCCCAGCUAUCAAAAUCA
Cyprinodon tularosa is the source of this 2278-nucleotide messenger RNA. RefSeq names its product zinc finger protein 1 homolog. Bases 128 to 1849 code for a protein of 573 amino acids. Gene Ontology annotation, molecular function: RNA polymerase II transcription regulatory region sequence-specific DNA binding; DNA-binding transcription factor activity, RNA polymerase II-specific. The transcript is spliced from 3 exons. The record is from RefSeq and is a predicted model, not a curated record. Gene Ontology annotation, cellular component: nucleus. Gene Ontology annotation, biological process: regulation of transcription by RNA polymerase II. Lineage: Eukaryota; Metazoa; Chordata; Actinopteri; Cyprinodontiformes; Cyprinodontidae.